This is a messenger RNA of Zeugodacus cucurbitae (melon fly), 742 nucleotides long. RefSeq lists its product as uncharacterized. The coding region runs from base 217 to 564 and encodes 115 amino acids. Lineage: Eukaryota; Metazoa; Arthropoda; Insecta; Diptera; Tephritidae. The record is from RefSeq and is a predicted model, not a curated record. The transcript is spliced from 2 exons.
AACUGCAAGUUGGUGGCAUCAGUCGGAGUUCUGAGUCAAAUUGCAACGCAACGCGAACUAAAAAUAUCAAAAACAAAAACAAAAAACUCGAACGCGGAAAUUUCGACAAACGCACACAUCAAAGGCCAAGCGAACGGUUACUUUGCUAUUCGAAAUUAAGGACAUCCACAGGAUUACUCACAGACAUCACAUAAAGAGGAAUAAAGGCGAGGCGAAAUGUUUAAACUGUCGCUAAUUUUAUCAGCGCUCAUCGCCUUGGCCAGCGCACGACCUGGCUACCUGCAUGGCCAUUACCCACACAUUGACUACCCAUUGCUGCAUCACCAUCACGAGCCGUUGCACUUGACUAAGUUGGUACACAUACCGGCGGCAAUUUCACAUCAGAGUUCAACAGUUAUUCACAGCGCGCCCAUCAUUAAACCAGUUGUAGUGCCGGUGCUGAAGACCGUCGUGCAUCCGAUUGUCAAAACAUAUCAUCCGGCGCCCAUAAUCAAAGCUUACCACCCGAUUUCAUUGGAUCCCUACCAUCACUACGAUCAUCACGACUUCCAUCAUUUCCAUUAAGGGGAGUAAAUAUUUAUGUUAACCGAGGGAGCUGAUGGAUGCUGGGAGGCUAGCAAAUGUCUAAAGAUAAUUUACAAAAUUUUAUAAGAGCCACUUUUCUGCUUUAUAUGUGUGUAUUCUAUAUUACAAUCAUUUAUAUUUUAUGUCUUCUAACACUUUUGUUGAUUUCUACAAUUAA